AUGGUCGCAACCUCCCCGCCCGCGACCACCACAUCAUCCACCUCGAAUCCCCAGCGUCCUCCCGUCCGCAAUAAGUCCUCCUCCGCUCUCUCGACCCAAACAAUCCGCACCCUCUCUUCGACCUCGUCCGGCAAACCUCGCCGAAACCGGUCUUUCACAGCCCUCGCAGGCGGAGGAGGAGUUCACCACGGUCAUCCAGCAGGACACCAUGCCGUCUCUUUCGCUCAUCACCGGAAGAACUCGCAUGGAGCGCAUGCGAUGAAGCGAAGUGGGAGCGCGAGUGGGAGCGCGAGGAAGUCGAGUUUUGGGCUGGGCAUGACGAGUCUGGAGGGAGGAGCGGGAGAAGACGAACAUGGCGAGCGAGAUGGGAGGCCGCAGCGACCGAGUCUGGCGACGAGCCGGUCGAGCUCGAGCAGUACGGUUACAGCAGUCGGUGGAGGAAGUCGCGAGCGCCUCGAACACGAACAGUCGGAUCGCGGACGCUCUCGCUCGCGCAGUCGGACGCGUGUCGAAGCGGAGCAGAUCCAGCAAGACCAGGCGGACGAUCAGCGGCAGCGGUUGGAGAUCAACACGAAGGCCAAGGCGAAGGAGCGGUUGACGGGCAGCGUCACGUCCGGCAGCGACUGGGAGAGCGCGACCGACUCGCCGCUCGCGAUCGGCAAGAAGUUGCCCGAUGUCGCCAGGUCCGUCGCGCCAGAGGGUCAGUCGGCUCUCGCGCAGGGUUUCAGCCAGAAGGACGACGGCGAGGAGGGGCACGACGAGCGCGGCGUCGAGGAGUCGCCCAAGUCGGGCGAAGGGCGGGUCACCGCGCAGGACGAGGAGCGCGCGCCGGCGCCUCAGCGGGUCGAAGUCUCUGCCGCACCAUCAGACGAGCAGGGUCUCCCGCCUCGACCGACGGGCAAGAAGCCCAAGUUCCAGCUCGGUGCGUCGGAGGACCAGGAGGACAACGAGAGUUUGCGUGCGGAUGCUAGGGCGGAUGAGGUGUCGACUCCGCGGCAGGAGAAGAGUCAGGCCGAGGUGGAAGCGCAGGCGACGGAGGAAGCGGUGCAGGCUGUUACCCCGCCGGUCGAGGGUAUCCAGCCGGAGCACAUCGCGCAGGCUCAGCUCGCGCAGACGGACGAAGACGUCGUUCCCGACUCGGGCGGCGACGACUCGAUCCCGCCUUCUGCUAUGCCGCCCGCCGCAACUGCGAUCCUCCCCUCCCUCCCGGCCAUGAUCCAAGCCGCCGCACCGACCGAACCUCUCGACGCGCCUCUCCGCCCGGACGCAGACGAAGAACAACAAGCCGCGGCACUCGCCGCCCCCGCUCCUCCAAGCGCGCCGCAACAUCUCUCGCCGCCCGACUCGUCGCCCCUCGGUGGCCCAGCUGCGGAACCCUCGCUCGCCGCCGCCGCGCAGCCCGAACUUGCGUUCCCGAAUGGCCCGCCGUCCGGUCCGCCGUCGAGGCCUGAGUCGGCGGGUGGGAGGACGAGGGGCGGGGGGUCCGCUGAGCCGUUGAGGACGCCUGCGCCGCCUACGCCUACGUCGGAGGAGGAAGAGGCGCACCUCCCUUUCGAGGCUGAGAAGAAGGACCGGAAGGAGAAGGCGAAGGAUGCCGAACGGAAUACGGACGACGUCCCGCCCAUCCGACCACUCCCUCAGCGCGCCCCGCCCACUCGCAAGGCGUCAAACACCUCCAUCGUCUCAGCCGCCUCGACUCGCUCGGCUCUCCAUCGCGGUCCAGCACCGCAGUUUCGCCGCACCGCGAGCGGGAUCGCGCCUGUCAUCGUCGACCGCGGCGCGACUGCUCGAGCGGAACUGACGAGUCCCGGACCGGAGUCGCCCAAUGGCAAUGGCGAGUUGCGGCGCAGCGUGACGGGCGAACGGGGGACGUCGACGGGUCGACACCAGCGCACGGAGAGCAUGAGCAGUGUUCGCUCGUUGCGACAGGCGGCGGAGGCGACGACGUCUGGCUCGCACCGGACAGGUCCAGGCGAGACGCGCCGCCUGCGACCGACAGAGACGGCUGGCGGAGCGAUCGCUGCGUUGGGCAACAUCGCCGCCGCCGCAGGCCGGACUCCUCCUCCUCCUCACGACUCGUCCGCCGCGCGCGAAGGAGCCUUGACGCACGCCAAACGCUCCGCAAGUGGUUACUUCAAUGCCCUCCGGGGCUUCACGGGUGCGCCGACCGCUUCGUCGCCUUCGACUCCGCCUCCGUCUUCUUCAGCAGGCGCAGCGCAGCGCUACCCGAUCCCCGGCGCGCAGGGACAGGUCCCGACUGCCUCGUCGAGUCUGGGCCGAAGGUCCCGCUCGUCCGACUCGCCCAAACCCCCUCCGCUCGUCGUCAAAUUCGUCGACGCUCCGCCUCCCCCUGCGGCCCCCUUGAUGCACCUCACCAAGUCGCAACAAGGCACCGACACGCCCUCGACUCAACCUUCGACCUCUCCCUCCCAGUCUCAGGGAAUCCCGCCUCGACUGUCGGCAAAACACCGCAACGCUUCGACUACUUCGCUCGGACCUAUUUCGCGUACGCAGCAGAAGGCUUUGUUGGCGCGUGAUGCGCCGCAUGUUGGGAGCGGACGAGCGGGCGCUGGGACGCCUACGACCGAUGCGGGAGGAGGAGCGGCAGGCGCGACGCUCGUCCCUCCGCCGGUCCAGGGCGCGCAGGCUAUGACACCGGCCCAACAACAGUUUCUCGCUUUGCAGCACCAACGCGCUUUGAACGCCUCGAAUCCCGCGUCCAACACCGGCUCAGCAUCGACUUCCUCGUCGCCCGCUCCCGCCGCCUCGCACGGGAUGCAGAAAUGGGCGAUCGGGCUCGUUCGUGAAGCCGAGCGGAUAGAGAGGCAGUACAGGGCUGUGGAGAAGUGGCGUGAUCCGGUUGGGGAGAGUUUGGAGAGGGUGUUGGUGGUGAGGAUGAGGGCGAGACGGAGGAGGGAGGAUGAUAGGGAGAGGGUGAGGAGGGCGGUGGAGGGGUUGCAGCAGGGAGCGGGAGGGGGAGGGGGGGAGGGACAGCAGCCGAAACCGAGGAGGGCGGCUACAACUUCGACGUGA
Molecule: messenger RNA, 3033 nt
Organism: Rhodotorula toruloides NP11
Lineage: Eukaryota; Fungi; Basidiomycota; Microbotryomycetes; Sporidiobolales; Sporidiobolaceae
Exons: 2
Coding region: 1-3033 (1010 amino acids)
Source: RefSeq, a predicted model, not a curated record